Symbiodinium pilosum is the source of this 1881-nucleotide messenger RNA. NCBI's taxonomy places the organism in Eukaryota, Dinophyceae, Suessiales, Symbiodiniaceae. The record is from the annotation of a GenBank genome assembly.
AUGUCGACAGGGAAAUCUUUGCCCAGGGAUGCAGGCAAAUUCCUGAUGUGCUCUGGCUUGCCGGGUGCGCAUUAUAUGUUGGUGGAGAUGCUGGGCGCAUUGCCAACCCGGGUCGUGCAUUCCGUCCAGAUGGCUGUUGGCCUCUGUUUGCCAAAGGCGUGCGAGCCGACGGAUGUGCCCAUGCUGAUGAACACGUCUUUGGUCCAACGGCUCGUCCCCGACUUGAGCGUCCUCCGAGUGUCGGACAUCCACGCCUCAGAUCCUGUUGGCGGUUUGGCAUCACCAGGCAUUGGAUUUGCCCUCGCCGUCAGUGUUGUGGUAGCGCUUGUGGGCCUCAUUGCGUCGUCUACGUGGAUGGUGGGAUUCACAAGCCAAGCAAGGGAGGAGACGCCAGAAGCGGGCAGACGGGCUUCCUGCAUUUAUCGAUGUUUUGAGGCCUUUUCGCUAGUUGGGCGGACUGGCACGCUUUCGAAAUUGGUGGAGCUGCCACCGUCCAAGCCGACAGAUUGUUUGAACGGCCUGCGUGUUUUGGCCAUGUGCUGGAUCAUCCUCGGCCACACCUUCUUGAUGCCGGAAGGCGUUUCUGGCUAUACCAACCCGCAAGACAUCUCGCUUGGUGGCUUGAAACGAGCGGUGGCGGAAAACAGCCCGUGGUUGAUGCUAAUCAUCCAGGCUGAGCAGAGCGUGGACACAUUUUUCUUCUUGUCUGGUUUCCUGUUGUCCCACCUCACACUCAAAGAGCUUCAGAGAGGAGGAGGAGCCAAUCAGCUGCUCGCAAUCCUCCUCAGAUAUCUCCGGCUGACCCCGAGCUUGGCCUUGACCAUGCUGGUGUAUUUUGGUAUCCUCCCCUACUUGGCCUCGGGUCCCUUCGCGCUGAGCCUACAAGACUCCAUCUUCCGACGCUGUACUGGGUCCUGGUGGUCCGAGCUGACCUACACCAUGAACUUCAUUCCCUUCGACUCCGAUAAAGUUUGCAUGGGAUGGACGUGGUAUCUUGGCGACGAUAUGAUCUUCUUCAUUCUGGGCAUUGCCAUAAUUCCGAUCUUUUACCGUACCAAGCUCGUGGGCUGGUUUCUUCUCCUGGCCUUGAGUGGCAUCUCCCUGGGCAUCACUGCGGGACUGAUUGCCAAGUACCACCUGUCCCCCUAUGUUUUUGACCAGCACUACGCGGAGUAUUCUUACUACGCCUACAGCAAGCCUUACACCCGCGCCCCUGCCUACUUCGUUGGGGUGGCAGCGGCCUGGCUCCUGCAGACCUUGGAGGAAAAAGGCAUUACCCGAGAGUCGCAGACCUUCGGGCGGAAGCAGGCCAUCGGCGCAACCUCGCUGGCUUUGCUGGCCUUUGGCGCCUUGUGCUUCAUUGUCUUCAUCCCGUCCACGGACUUCGGGACGCACCAGAACAGCUGGAAUGAUCUGGACAGCGUGCUCCUUCUGGAUUUUGGCCGGCUUCUGUGGGCACUUGCCUGGGCUGUGAUCACUCUGCUCUGCUACUAUGGUCACCUGCCUCGCAUCAAUAGCUUCCUGUCCCACCGAUUCUGGACGCCCUUCGUGCGCCUCACCUACGGCGCUUACCUGAUGCAUCCUCUGGUCAUCAAGCUGGCGGCCGGCACCUCUGUGCAGUUCUACACCUUCUCGGGCAUGGAUAUCUGCUACCGUUUCAUUGGCAAUUGUUCCAUUGCCUAUGCCUCCGCGGUGGGCCUGUGGUGUUUCAUUGAGCGACCGCUGAUGACGCUGACAACAGCAGGACUUAACAUGCUCAUGUCAUUUCGUUGCCCCAGCUGUCAGAAGCUUGGGUUUGAAGCCACAAGGGCUGCCAGUCCGCCACUUCAUUUUCUUCAGACAGCCUCAUGCGAACAAGUAAAAGAGUUUCUACGCAGGUGA